UGUAGCGCGUCCAUAGAAACUCGCAGAACGAGGCUCCGCGAGAUCGGACUAAAUAAUCAACGGUGCACUCAUACUUAUAAAUCAUGGACAGAUAAAUAGAUAGACUUUUACUGGAAAAUGCUGUAGAGGAUCUGUACAGUUUUGUUCUUUUGAAGGUAAAUUUUGGUAUAUGUAUAUUUAUUUCUUUAUCGUUAUUGUGUACAAGUUUUGUUAAGCUCUCCGUGUAUUUGCCUAAACCUGUAGUACUGUUUAAAUCUCUCGCUGAUAAGGGUGAUAAAAUUUAGUAGUUUCACACUCGAAAUGAAAAUUGAACACAAUGAUUUAAGUGUUUUUGGCUGUCUAUUGGCGAUUUACUGCCUGUAUGAUCCCUUAAGGCUCCGAAAAACCUGUAUAAACGGGUGCUUCAGAGGAAAGCGGGCAUUGUGUUUACUUUUGGGCAUUAUUCCAGAGACUUCGACAAGUAUGGGAGAAUUUAUUACAAAUCCUUCCUUGAUUUAUAUUUAAGACGUCUCUCUAUAAUCCAAGGAUAAAUCAUGAAAUACCAGAGACAUUAAAAAAUGUUUUGAACUCGAUUGCCACUAGCACCUUUCCGAUAUUUCGUAACGCUCCCCAAGGUAAAACAGAAAGGGCGUAAGAUUUUCAACAAAACUUCUGCAAAAGUAUAUAUUUAUGUAGAUCAAUAGGGGAAUAAAUUAAAUUAAACCCCAAAACGUUUAGAUCAUUUGAAUUUAAACAUUCUUUGCUAUUAUGUACUUGGAAACUGCAAAUUGGAGUGGAUCAUAUUUUUGAAUAGUGAAUUACGUGGUUCCAUUUAGGACUCGAAAUAUCUUGCAUGUAAAAUAGUACAAUCCCUAAAGAUUUUGUUCACUCAUGGAUAUUUAUAGCAAUAUGUUAAAAUAUUAAGAUUCAGGGCACCCAGGGAUCAAUGGCAGAACUCAAUGGAUCAAAUAGUAAAAAUGUAUCUAUAUAAAUUUGUUAGAAUCUUCAUUUACUUCUAAACAUAAGUUCAAACAUUAGAUGUGUAGUGAAAGUGAACUUAAAACUCUACCAAAAAUUGUGAAACCCGUGUUCAGGCCACAGUCACUUGUUUCUGUAAAUCUAUAUACUGCUAUUAUUAGUAUACAGACUUCAUAACUUAUUUACAGAAACAAGUACCUGUGAUUCAGGCCCCAGGGAGGGAUAUCGCAGUUAUGUACUAAAUCUUGAAAUAUCUUGCUUAAUUCUGAACAUUUAAUACAUAAACUUGGUACAUUGUUGUAAUGAGCAAUAAGACUUUGGAUAAAAAUAAAAAUCAUAGCUCCUUGGUCAGAGUUACCAGCCUGAGGGUGGAGCACAGUGACUGAAAUUUCAAAAUACUCUUUUUGAUGAUCUAGCUCACGCUUGACCUGAAUAUUGUUUAUCAGACUGUAUGAUCUUGAGUCAAGUUGAUCUGUCCAUCAUGAAGGUCAUUGGUGAAUAAUGUUGUAUUUGUUGCAGUUCAUAACAUAAAAUUUGCCCAACUCUCUAUUUUGUAUUGCUUAUAUAAGUUAUGAGAUUGAUUACUGUUUGUUAUCUUCACCUUUCAUUAAAAUGCAAAAACAUUACUUAUAACGGGUAGGGUGUGUGUGCCAUGACACUGAACCAAAGAAGACAAACAACACCCCCCCCCCCCCUCCCGUUUUACCGUUUUAAAUACUAGUAUUUGUAUUAGUGAUGGAGAAACAUCCUCUUUGAUCUAUUUGUUGAAUACAGAAAUUACUACUGAGGACAUCCGGAGAUACACCCUAAUUGUUAGCAAGUCUUUGUUGUGUGAUACUUGGGUGACAUGGCCUUUUGUUCAAAUUUCAAUUAUAUUAAAAAGCUCAUAUGCGUCUUAUUAAAAAUUUUCAGUUUUUAAAUUAAAUUUCCAGAAUUAAAGCAGAGUACAUCUAGAUCUACCGAGAUUUUAAAACAAAAUGUUAAAGGUGUAGUGCAGUGUAACAUCAAUUUACUUCAAAAAUUUAUUUGAAAGAAAACCAGCUCUACUGACUCGUAAUUGCUUUCAAAUAUUAAAAAAAAAAAACUAUUUAUAUAAGUGUGGACAUUUCUAUGCAAAGGAUAUCAUUUUAAUGACUAUUUUUGCUUCUUGGAUGGAAAUAAUUGCAUCUAUAAUUAUUUCUUGUUUCAUGCACAGAUCAUGUAAAUCAUUUACAUUUGUAAAGAUUUCACGGAUUUUUAUACUCAUUAAGGGCAUUGUUGGAAAUGAUCGAUUCUGCAGAUUCUGUCAGUAUACGGUCCUGUCAGGAUCUGACUGGCUUGAUUCUGUUCUAGUCUACUUUCCAUCUCUUUGUAGUGUGCAAUUAGUAUAAACAAGUAAAUCUGGAACAAAACACCACCAAUCAAUCUCCUAGACUUCCAGUAAAUGAAAAGUAUUUUAACAAUGCCCAAGUACUUUUAUCUUCCAGUUAAGGACAUAGGCGGCGUUUCUGACAUUUUUUCUAAAUUAUUUUUUCUUCUCCUUGAUAUGAAGAGUUUUUGAAUGAUUUCCGAGGUUGAAAUUUUAUACUGCAUUAAGUAUGUCGGACUUGGUUAACUUCGUGGUUCGACCCCCUGUCUAGUGGUAAUGUAAAGGUCCCGUGUUCGAUCCCCGAUUAUUUCAAAGACUUUUCUCUGCUUCUUUGCCACAGUAAUAUCCAUUUAUUCAACUUAUCAGUACAUAAGAGCUGAUUUUACAGUUUUACUUUCAACAACUAGAGGGUCUAUCAAUUGAUUGUAUAUUGUUUAAUGUCCCUCCCGAGAAUUUUUCACUCAUAUGGAGACUUCACCAAUGCCGGUGAAGGGCUGCAAAAUUUAGGCCUAUGCCCGGCGCUUACGACCAUUGAGUAGAGAGGGAUCUUUAUCGACUAUCAAAAUAUGCUAACUCUAAAACAGAAAUGGUAAUGCACCCCAAUGUAUUAUGUAGCAACGAGAUAGAACGCAAGUGAAUUGUACGUGAAAUGUAACAAAAACUGAUAUAUCAGAAAUGUCGCGUAUUAUCUUAAUGAAAAGUACACCAACAAUGCCCGGAUGUCCAAGAAAUGGAGUGAUUUUUCAGAUAUUUUCAUUUUCUAGAUAACACCAAAUGUCUUGAAUGACCAAUAUCGGUUUUCCGGUAAGAGCAUAAAAAUCACUGAAAAACAGAAAGCAAAUUGAAAAAGAAGACUUAUCCUUUUUGUAUACGAGGUUCGAGUUUUAUAUCAGAACGAAGUGUUUCACACAAAGAAAUUUUAAUUUAAACAGGUGAAUAAGCAAAACUCUCUUAUUGACCAUUUAAAAUCAACACAAUCAAAAUGAUAAAAGUUAAAAAUAUAACGAAAAAUCGAAGACUUAGAUUUAAGGUUUUAGCACAAUCAGUUUGUCCUUUAGAAAUUCAUUAAUCUUGUGGGAUUAAUUUAUCGGUCUUAUUUAUUUAGCCACAUGUUAAAUUUUCACUGGAGAUAAAUGUAUGUAUUUUAAUAUAUAUAGAAGUAUUCGAAAUUGGCUUUAGAUCGCGGCAUUGUUUGGAAAUUGAAAUGGCCAACAACCAUGCCUGGAAAAUCUGUUCGAUUUUCGCUGCCAACCGACAUGAAGGAGCAGACGUACGGUUGGUACCCUUCCCAGAAGGAUGUCUACAAUGACCGCCGCAUGGGCGCCCCCAAUGCCUACCAGCUGGAGGCGAUGUAUAAAUACCGAGACAGUCAAUACUACACGGCACCCAGACCUCCCACUUCCCGGACCCCUGGGGCCUUUCGACCUUCACCUUCUCCUUCAAAACGUCCUAUGUCCACCGCUUCAUCAACAUCCAGAAGCCUAAAGAAAUCUAAUCCUUCUCUUCAAGUUCGAGCGAAAAGUGCCCCAAUCUACGACUUCAAACCUGUACCAAGGCUUCAGAUUCCUACACCCCACCAAUGCUGGGCCAUGGCUACUGAAGAAACAAACUACACAAUUCCCUCGCCCCAGCCGAUUGUCUCCCCUGUACCCUAUUCCUGGCCCUCCCCACAACCUGUUUCGCCGUCAGUAUCCUUCAAGUCGGAAGAGCAGAGCACGUACGAUGCACGUAGCGCCAGAAUCAGAAGUGCUGUUAUAAGGCGCGAAAAACCGACCGCUCCUCAACGUCCGGUCAAAUCUGCGGGACCCUCCCGAGAGGCCACACAUAGGUCAGGCUCAACUAGUAAAGUCCUGAGGCCAAAGACCCCUUCACCAAUGGACUUGGAUCAUCUGCUGUCAGAAAAAGAAGAGAUAGUUCCCACAGAGGAACUGUAUGAUGAGAACCUCAAAAAGUAUGGUUGGAGGAUGGAAGUUCAUGGAGACCCAUACAACCUCAAACCAACCACCAAAAGGCUACCAUAUUACGUUCGAUGUGACGAGCCAGAAAUAGAGGCUGAAGGUCCCCGAGUACACAUGGAAAAUCUGGAGACCUUCUUCCUGAAUACCAUUCCUCGCAGACCAGCCACGUUUGCCAUACACAAGGAGUGGGUGUCUGAAACAAUCCACGCAAAGCGCAUGGAACUCCAAAAAAGGGAGGGAAUCAAACAUCGGUGGAAGAAUUUUGCCUUUGUGUAUUAACAACUCUUCUUGCUUUAAUGUAUCAAUUUACCUCAAUGUAUUAGAUCACUUUCAAUUAAACUACCAAUUAUAUGACAAAUUUCAUCUCUACAUUCUAUGGAGAGGUGAUUUUUUAACCAAGGAAGAGGAGCAUCGUUGAUAGGAACGGAACUUUGGAGGCAGAUCUAUGAUCUGGGUGCCGCGAGACUGUCUUUGUUGAAGUUUAUUUUCUGGUUAUUGAUAUUUUGUUGUACAAUGUUUACUGGAUAUACAGGGGGAGUGCACAGGGUUCCGUGCUUCAGUCACUGCCGUGCAUCAUUUCCUUUUGAGCCUGUGAUUAAGCGGCUACACUAUGUGUAGUGAUUGCUGUAGGAAUGGUUGAAGUCUUUCAUGAAGAUCCUAACUCAUCCAAACACCGUCCGUACUCUAUAAAUUUUAUUGUUAUAUAUAGCUUUAUUAUUUCAAUUUGCAACCUGAUGUGUAAAUGUGCGUAUAGUUGUAUUCAUGACAUAGAUUUUCUCUAUUUUGAUAUAUAUAUGUAAUAUAGUAAUAAAAUUAUUGUUAUUAGGAA
This is a messenger RNA of Ostrea edulis (European flat oyster), 5092 nucleotides long. RefSeq lists its product as uncharacterized. The transcript has 5 exons. The record is from RefSeq and is a predicted model, not a curated record. The coding region runs from base 3523 to 4542 and encodes 339 amino acids. Lineage: Eukaryota; Metazoa; Mollusca; Bivalvia; Ostreida; Ostreidae.